Amoebophrya sp. A120 is the source of this 2354-nucleotide messenger RNA. The record is from the annotation of a GenBank genome assembly. Lineage: Eukaryota; Dinophyceae; Syndiniales; Amoebophryaceae.
CAGCGCGGUACUCUUAUCACUUUACUGCGCGGCGGGGUAGUACCUUAACCAAUAUAUCGACUUUGCAAAGAACAAGAACGCAAAGUCGUUAUUUGUUGAAGACGAAAAUAAACUUUUACUUUGACCACCGCCCAGCCCAUUACCUAAAAUGAGAACCCCCUUGGGCAAAACCAAAAAAGCAUCAAUUAAAACUAACGCUGCGCAUCGCAUCGAAGAAAGUGAAGGGGUGCAAACUUGUAGAGAACGCCGCUAAGCAGUUACAGUAGUAGUAUGAGCCAGCGAACAUGAACAAAAAGAGCUUAAAGUAGUAUGUAGCAUGUCAUUAUCCUUAUCUAUCACAAAGGUUGUCGUUUUUUGUAUAAUUGUGAUGGUGAAGCAAAGCGGCCGUUCCCUGUUGCUGUUCUGUAUGAUUUCACUGACAUCAGAUUAGCAUGCGCGACUUCUGCUCUAGAGUUCACCGUCGGUUGUGAGAUCGAAGGUCGACGCCGCUUGAAGUGCACUCGCACGCGAUCGAGGGGCGCGGUACUUCAGGAGAAAACUUGUAGGGUACGUAGUAGUUCUAGAACGCGCAAAAAUGAAGCUGAUCCCUUCUUCACCCAUGAUGGGACGCACUUCUGUUUUAAUCAUUCCUCAAGCCUGGAACUUUUGUGAGCUUGCUGAUGGAACUUCUUUAUGUAAGAAAUCAAAAUUAUUAGUUUUUCUCUUUUCUCUGAAUGCCAGCGGCAAGAGGUGACGCCAACGGCAAACUCCUCCCUGGUGGCCGGGCACUUCUAAAGCGGGCGGUGAAACGUCACUGGGGGUGUAGAAGCGGUUCCACCACUACUGCAGAAAGAUUUACCUUCUGAGACUUACAUUACAGUAUGUGGAAAUGCGGCCGGGUAGACGACAGCCCCGCGCACUUCCUCGAAUGCUAUAGGAUAGGCAACCUCCAAACGCUCUCAUGCCCGGAGCGUCUCGCUGAGGUCUUCGCUUACGUGGCACACGUGCCGCCAGAUGACUCAAGCACCGACGAGGAACUGUGACCCCCCGCGGGGGCACCAAAAUUUUGUAUGAAGACGCACCUGAUAGGCAUGCGUCAGCAUCUGCUAGAGGGCGAGAUGCGAGAUGUUUGGCGCAGUCAGCUCGCAGCUGAAGCUCCUACACACAUCUAAAAACCGUGGCAAAAUCGAUCGAAAUGACGCUUGUAGCGAAAACCACAUUGAUGCAGCCAUCAGGAACAAGGAAUAGAGAUUGCCGGAGCGCACACAGACGCCCGCCCCCCUAGGGGAAGCACAGGCUCCUCCUGGCUCCGAUGUUCACCUCUCGAGAUGAUCACAAGGUCUUGCCAGACCAGACAAGUUCACAGAGGGUCGCUUCACACUCUUGCUCGUCCGUAUAAAUCGUUUGAGUGGAUCGCUUUCCUGGUGUCAGGAUCAAAAAUCGAGCGUCGCGUACCCCAGACAGGGACCUUAGGUGGCGCCGCUUGUGGUUGUCACGAGGUGGCUCGCACCUCCCCGGAGUGAGAGAAGGUUCGUUACCAGGCUUCGGCACCUUUUGUCUGGCUUGGGCUCCUGGUGCUGCGUUCACCGUUAGGAGUAUAAUAACAUAAGAGCAUAAGCCUGGCUGCAUUGGCGGCCGACCUUACGCGCACCAUCAGAAGUGCGGAACUGGCCGGCCUUUGUGGUGUCUCACCGUCAGAAGUGCGAACUACGAGGGCCGGGGCGUGCCACCUCAUCAUCAUCAUCAAAGCGAAUCGCGUAUGUAUGUAUUACAGUAUGUGGGAAGCUAUACCGCUCACCUUGAGAAGGGUAGUUUGCGGACCGAAAGCGGGGCCCUGAACAUAUCCUGACGACACGCCUCGGAUAUAGUACAAGGAUUAGCGUAAUAAUUACAACAAGGAAGCUAAACUCCUCGACAAGAUCAAACUGAUGAGUCCAGGGCCCCCCGGUGUAAAGAAGCGAAAGCAUGCUGCUGAAAGAAACUAGCGUCAGGACUGGAGUCGCCGGAACAAACUUUCUGGGAUACCUAGGGACGAGGACCAGUCGUGUUCAUUACUAAAUCUUCAGUGGUGUAGGUCUCCCGAGAUUAUGGUGACUACCUAGUGACACGUUGCCUUGUCGUGCAUUCUUGACUGUGCGAAAAUAAAACACUAAAGCCUAUUUUGAUCGAGAGAUUUUUUUUUACGAGUGUUUUUACUUACUCUGUCGAAAUGGCAGUGGGUUCAAGCAAGGGUCUGCUCGUUCGUUUUUCGAGGUGGCCACCGCAUUAAAAGCUGGAGUGUGGUUUUGUUUUCUUUGUUGGAGUUUAAGUGCGUUUUUUUUUGUAAAGUUUUGUUUUUGAUGACUUCGGGGUAAAACGUCAUCGGUCGUGCUCGG